Bombina bombina (fire-bellied toad) is the source of this 1477-nucleotide messenger RNA. Its product is annotated as gastrula zinc finger protein XlCGF7.1-like. Lineage: Eukaryota; Metazoa; Chordata; Amphibia; Anura; Bombinatoridae. The record is from RefSeq and is a predicted model, not a curated record. The transcript has 6 exons. The coding region runs from base 258 to 1067 and encodes 269 amino acids.
CUAGCUGCUACCGUCCCAGCGGUAAACAUGGACUACUAAGCCCCUUUUCUGGUGUCACUGUUCUUUUCUAUCUCAAUGGAAAUAUUUGCUACGUUCCUCUCUUUUCAAUUUCCUCUCACUUCCUGAUCUCCAGUGUGGUACAGAGUAACAGCACAUUGCAGAAAAGGCUCCUGUUACUAUGAAGAUCACAUACAAUACAGAUCACUGUGUUUGUCAGUAAAGGAGAAACAGAAUAAGAAUAUCUGACCAAUUGAGUUAUGCUGAACAAGGCAAUGUCUGUCAAGAACCAAACCUCAGAGCUUCCUGAUGCACAUGGAGACGCAGAUAAUGCUGAUAUAGGGAAAGCUGAGAUAAAAGAAGAUCUGUGUAUGAAGCGUCAGCUGGGACCAACAGAUGAAGAAACCAGUGACAGUAUUAGCUCAGGCCGUACUGAUGUGACGUCUUCAGAUGGCUCAGCGGUUGAGCAUGAAGAAGAACUGAAUGUAUGUGAUCAGGUGAAUUCUGAGGAGGAUGAAAUUCCUAUAAAUUCGACUACAGGUAGCUUUACAAACUGCAAUGCUGAUGCUUCUUUCCGUCUUCAAAAUCAAAGAAGCCACGUGGGAAAUUUAUGUGCUGAAUGUGGGAAAUGUUUUACUGUGAAAUCGUCUCUUAUUAGGCAUCAGAAAAUUCAUACAAGAGAGAGAGCAUUUUUAUGUCCUGACUGUGAGAAAUGUUUUACUACGAAAUCUUCUCUUAUUAGGCAUCAGAAAAUUCAUACAGGGGAUAAAGAAUAUUUGUGUUCUGAAUGUGGGAAAUGUUUUACUUUGAAAUCACAGCUCAUUAGUCAUCAGAAAAGUCAUACAGGAGAGAAAGCAUUUUCAUGUUCUGAAUGUGGGAAAUGUUUUACCUUUAAAUCAGCUGUUAAUAGUCAUAUGAAAAUUCAUACAGGGGAGAAAGAUUUUGUGUGUUCUAAAUGUGGGAAAUGUUUUACUCAGCAAGGAACUCUCAUGAAUCAUCAGAAAGUUCAUAUUAAAGAAAAUCUGAGCUUAAAGGGACAGACAAGUCCAAAAAAAAAAUUCAUGAUUUAAAUAGGGCAUGUAAUUUUAAACAACUUUUCAAUUUAUUUUAUUACCAAUUUUGUGUUGUUUUUGGUAUUCUUAGUUGAAAGCUAAACCUAGGGGGUUCAUAUGCUAAUUUCUUAGACUUUGAAGGCCACCUCUAGUAUGAAAUAAUUUUUACAGUUUUUCAAAACUAGGGGGUGUUAGUUCAUGUGUUUCAUAUAUUUAACAUUGAGCUCACACACGUGAAGCUCCUAGGAGUAAGCACUGAUUGGCUAAAAUGCAAGUCUGUCAAAAGAACUUAUAUAAGGGGACAGUUUGCAGAGGCAUAGAUACAAGGUAAUUACAAAGGUAAAAUGUGUAUUGUUAUAACUGUGUUGUCUAUGCAAAACUGGGGAAUGGGUAAUAAAAGGAUUAUCUAUCUUUUUAAGCAACAAAAA